AUGUACGGUAUUGUCAUCACGAUGGCUCUCCCCACAUUUGGUCUUGGAAUAGCUUGUGGUAUCGAAGCAUGGUUCAUCCAUGUGCUUGCUGAUAUGCCACUUACAUUAUCUAUUAUUCUCGCUCGUGCGAAGUCGGGUUUGCCCACGACGGACAGCGUGCUCAGGCGUUUGAUACGCGGGGCUAUCCAAACCGGCUUGUUUGCAAUUAUAUUCUCCUUGGGCGAGUUGAUCACUUUCCUGCUGCUUCCAAAUGCAAACUUCUAUGGCAUGUUCGGCGUUCCAGUUGGUCGAAUCUACUCCAACACUUUGCUUGACACACUUCCGGUGCGUGAGAAGCUUAAAAAGGAACUAUCAAGUACUGCGUUCAACAGGGCAUCGCAGGUGAUGGGUUGGGUGCCGAUGACAAGAGAGAUACCAGGUCCCGCACUUACCUUCGGUGGCCCAGAACCGAAGCUCGAUCGGCUCGUCUUUCUCCCUAGGCCCACAACACAUAGCAUCAUCGGCCUGCCAAACGCAGCAUCAGUCGUCAUCCACCCGCAAAUCACACGGCCGGAUGUCUUUCACGACUCAGAAUUGGGAGGAGAAUCGGAAGAUGGCGAAUGGGGAAUGGUCGACGGGAUGAGGCUGUGGAAGAAUGACGCAUUGAUGCAGCAUCUGUACGGGACGGCUUCGUUCUGGGGCGACGAAAUCCUCGAGGACGAGUACUUCAAAUUGAAUCUUCUUCUGCUUAAUUGCCCAAUCCGAAAUACAGACGAUCGGAACGAUGCACUCUGGCUAGCCCAGACAUACUUCAUGAUUCACCAGUUCUCCCGCGCAGAAGGAUUGCUGCCGCAUUCGUUCCCUGUUAUCGUUCUCUCGUAACCAGAAGAAACUAAGGGACUGUUCACCCGAGGGGAGGCGUGUUUGGAAUAGGGAAUAGUAAGCCGUGCUUGAACCGUGCUGUUUCUUGUACCGUCUGGAUAUCUCCAAUCUGGGAGUACCACCUGGU
Molecule: messenger RNA, 988 nt
Organism: Pisolithus orientalis
Lineage: Eukaryota; Fungi; Basidiomycota; Agaricomycetes; Boletales; Pisolithaceae
Exons: 7
Coding region: 1-861 (286 amino acids)
Molecular function (GO): protein binding
Source: RefSeq, a predicted model, not a curated record